AUGGUGGCCGCGGACGGAGGCGCGAUAGCCUCGGAGCCCCCGACGGGGCGUCGAGCCAAGCGGACCAUCCGUGCGCCCACCAAAUUCGUCGACGAAGACGGAUUCAACGACGCCGAUCUUCAGCGCGCGCUCAAGGCGAGCAUGAAGCACGUCCGCCGGGUCUCCUCGACGACGGUGCCGGAGUGCCCGGUGUUCCGCCCGACCGCGGAGCAGUUCGCCGAUCCGUUCGCCUACAUCAAGAGCAUCACGCCGGAAGCCAUGCCCUACGGCAUCGCGAAGAUAAUCCCCCCCGAAGGAUGGAAGCCCCCGUUCAACGAGGAAGCCGGCGGCGACGGCAUUCCCUUCGAUACUAAGCUGCAGACCGUCAACCGCCUCCAGGAAGGGCUCCACUUCGAGGACGGCGAGAGGUACACGCGCGAUUCGUACCGUGACAUGGCUGACGCGUUCAAGAGAAAGUACCUGGAGACGCAUCGGCGCGUGGCGGACGAGACCGAACGGCUGAGGAGGGAGAACCGCGGUUGGAGCGACGACGCGUGCGAGGCGAGAGCGCUGGAAGAGGAGUUCUGGAGGAUCGUCGAGACGGACGUCGAGAAGAUUCGCGUCGAGUACGGAAGCGAUCUAGACGCGGACGUGUACGGCAGCGGGUUCGCGAAGGUGCCGCUCGGGUCGGCAUCCGCCGCCGCGGGUGCGACGCCGGACUCGGAUUCAGACGAGGACGGCGGCGUGCCGCACGCGUGGGACUUUGGCGAGCUCAUCAGGCACCCGUCGAACCUUCUCCGCGUGGUGGGCGGGGACAUACCGGGCUUGACCCGGCCGUGGCUGUACUUUGGCAUGAUGUUCAGCGCGUUUUGCUGGCACGUCGAGGAUCACUACCUGGGGUCCGUAAACUACAUGCACGCGGGCGCGCCGAAGACGUGGUACGGCGCCCCGACGCACGCGGCGGAUGCGUUCGAGCGCGCGGUGAGGGACAUCGUCCCGGGGAUCUUCAAGGACGCACCCGACUUGCUGCAUCGGCUGGUCACGCUCGUGCCGCCGGCGGUGCUCGGCGAGGGACACGGAGUGCCGGUGUGCCAGACGCUGCAGCGCGCGGGCGAGUUCGUGGUGACGUGGCCGAGGGCGUACCACGCGGGGUUUUCGCACGGCUGGAACGUGGGCGAGGCUGUGAACUUCGGCACCGCGGACUGGGUCCCGAUGGGCAGAGCCGCCGUGAACGACUACCAGCACGGCGUCGGCAAGCGAGACUCGAUCUUCUCGCACGAGAAGAUGAUUCUGGACACCGCGAAGGCGUUCGUGCGGCGGUACGGGUACGGCGACGGGUCAUCGCGGGAGGACCAGUCGCUCAGGGCGCCGUGGAUCGCGAGGAUGGCGGACGCCCUUCGCGCCGAGCUCCAGAUUAUCGAAAAAGAGCAGAGGGCGGGGAGAGCCGUCGUGACGUCAAAGGGUGUCAAGGAGGUUGCCGGGAAGGAGAACGAGGCUUCCAAACACGAGGACGAGGACGAAAACUGCGCGCUUUGCAAGGCGAUGCCUCACCUCGCCGUCGUGCACUGCGCCCGUUGCUUCGAAAUCGCCGAAAAGAUCGAGUUCGAGCAGGCUGUCGCUCGGGCGAGGGCGGAGGGCCGGAGCGCCGCCGGCGCCGCGUGGGCGCUUCAGGGCGGAUCGUCUUCCGAGCGUCUCCGGCGGAUGGGGCGGUACCACAGGCGGCGCAGGCGCAACCGGCCGGUGUUCUGCCUCGGGCACGCGCUGGACGGAAACUGCGGGCACGGCGUGACGGAACUCGUGAUGACGACCAACGCGUCGAUGGACGAACUCGAGCGGGUGCUCGGCGCCCUUCAGAAAUAA
Molecule: messenger RNA, 1839 nt
Organism: Micromonas commoda
Lineage: Eukaryota; Viridiplantae; Chlorophyta; Mamiellophyceae; Mamiellales; Mamiellaceae
Product: JmjN/JmjC protein
Exons: 2
Coding region: 1-1839 (612 amino acids)
Biological process (GO): chromatin remodeling
Cellular component (GO): nucleus
Molecular function (GO): histone demethylase activity
Source: RefSeq, a predicted model, not a curated record